AUGUCCCUCUCCCUCGCCUCGCUCUCCCUCACCUCGCGCGCCACCGCGCCUGCCUCGCUCUCCUCUGCGCUCGCCACGCUGCGCAAGCAAUACCCCGCCCUCGAGCCGUACGACUCGGGGCGCCUGGCCGUGUCGAGUGUGGAGAAGGAGGGCGUCAAGCAUGAGAUUCACUGGGAGUGGAGCGGAAGCAAGGACGGCGUGCCUGCCGUCUUUCUCCACGGCGGGCCCGGCGGCGGCGCAGGUGCCGAUGAUCGCCGAUGGUUCGAUCCUUCGCACUACCGCAUCCUCACAUUCGACCAGCGCGGCGCAGGCAAGAGUCUUCCCACAGCCGAGCUGCGCCACAAUACCACAUGGGAUCUAGUGGCGGACAUCGAGAGGCUGCGCUCGCACUUUGGCGUGGACAAGUGGCUGGUGUUUGGCGGCAGUUGGGGCUCUACUCUGUCGCUCGCAUACGCUCAAACACACCCCGCACGAGUCCUUGCGCUCGUCUUGCGUGGCAUCUUCACGCUUCGUCGAUCCGAAUUGCUCUUCUUCUAUCAAGACGGCGCCUCGCAUCUCUUCCCGGAGCAGUUCGCGCCGUACCGCGACCACAUCCCCGAGGCAGAGCGGGGAGACUUGAUCGCGGCGUACUACAAGCGUCUGACGUCUGACGACGAGCCUACGCGCCUGGAGGCGGCGAGGAGAUGGAGCACGUGGGAGAACGCCACGAGCAAGCUGUAUGUGGAUCAGGAGUAUCUGAAGAGGGGAGAGGAUGACAAGUGGGCACUCGCGUUCUCGAGGAUCGAGUGCUCGUUCUUCGAGAAUCGCGGCUGGAUGGAAGACGGGCAAUUGCUGCGUCAAGAGAACGUCGACAAGAUCCGCCAUAUCCCAACAACAAUCGUGCAAGGGCGCUACGACGUCGUGUGCCCCUGCACCACGGCGUUUGAGCUGCACAAGCAGAUGCCAGAGGCCCACUUCAUCCUCGUCCCCGACGCCGGACACUCGGCCAAGGAGCCCGGCAUCACGCAUCACCUGGUCGAGGCGACGGAUCGCUAUCGAAGCAUUGCGGCCAAGUAGAGUAGCGGAAGGCAGAAGGGAGGGGCCAGGUUGGAGGUGGCGACGGAGCGGGGCAAGAGAGACGCAAGCGGCUACGACGGGCGAAUGGGAUGAUUCAUUUGAAGAAGCCUCGGUGGGCCAGAGCACACGGGGAUGCAUGCGAGGAAGAGAGAGAGAGAGAGAGG
Messenger RNA from Tilletiopsis washingtonensis, 1220 nucleotides. RefSeq names its product putative proline iminopeptidase. The transcript is spliced from 8 exons. Lineage: Eukaryota; Fungi; Basidiomycota; Exobasidiomycetes; Entylomatales. The record is from RefSeq and is a predicted model, not a curated record. Bases 1 to 1056 code for a protein of 351 amino acids. Gene Ontology annotation, molecular function: aminopeptidase activity. Gene Ontology annotation, biological process: proteolysis. Gene Ontology annotation, cellular component: cytoplasm.